AUGGUCACGGCCAAGCGGUUCGCCGCUGCGCUGCCCUCGCUGCCUGGGCGCCUCUUCGACGUCGCCACGCGGGCGCGGCUGGGCGGGGGCGAGCGGCCCUUCCCGUGGAGGGACCUCAGCACCGACCCGUGGCAGACGACCCCGGUGUUCUACCCGCAGCUCCCGAGCGAGGGCCCCUUCUGGUCGCCGUCGCAGAGCCCCUCGGUGGCGCGCGUGGUGGAGGCGCUGCGGGCGCGCUUCCGGGAGCUCCGCGGGGAGUUCCUGGGCGCGCUGCCCGCCCUGGAGGUCACGGCGGGGAGUGGCGACCGAGUGGCUGACCGUGAGCCCCGACUGCGGUAG
Messenger RNA from Prorocentrum cordatum, 339 nucleotides. The record is from the annotation of a GenBank genome assembly. NCBI's taxonomy places the organism in Eukaryota, Dinophyceae, Prorocentrales, Prorocentraceae.